CUACCUGAGUAGUUGAUAAUGAGUUUUGGUUUUUAAUUGUUCAUUAUUAUCUACCCGGGUUUUAACUACGGGCUUUUAGAAGACAAUAUUUGUUUUGUUCGGGCUUUUCUGUGUUGGUACUACUUGGUAGCUGUGGUAAAACGCAUUCGUGGCAAUCUGAAUUUUCAAAAAUCGGGUUCGUGUGUAAAUUAGUCCCCCUUCAGCAGUAGUGCUCCUGCUUACAACUUAUGACACUGCACUCUAUCUGCAGAAAGCAGCCAGGUAUAGAGUUAUAGGCACUUGUGUUAACUGACAACUGUGGUAACAGCAGUAAGAUAAAUUCAAAAAUAUUUUAUAAAAAGUUGUACAAAUUUCCGCUUUUAAAAAUCUGGGUCGCAAAAAGUCAGCCUCAAGGCCAAAUGUUGAGAUUUUGGUUCGACACACAGUGUUAUUUCGAACAGUUACUGUCGAAUACCGAUGAAAAAACGUGAACAGCAUGUACUUACGUAAUAAUUGUAAAUACGUUUGAACGGGUGUACGGCGGGAUUAUGCAACCCUCCCGUAAAAUUAGUUUCAACACGUUUCGAGCAGGCGUUCUCUCGGUAUAUAUGCCAGGCUAGCCAUUGUCCAGUGUCUAGAAACUACAAAGGAGAUUUGGCACGUUACUCACGGCCGCACAUUAGUGCGCAUCGCACAUGUAUACGAGCACAGUACUGUAGUGUAUGUAUUGUACCCGCCACAUAAUGCGCAGUUCGGUUGUGCGCGAACGCGACAGCUCAUUAGUAUUGCCCGCUUCUGUUUGCUUUUAAUCCCUACGACCAACCAUCGAGCGGUAGAUUUCAGUUAGAAAUCGCACUUCAGACUUCGGUUGCAGUUGUUUCGUGAUUUCCUACUCCGUCCUCACAGUUAUUAGGUUUAUAAUUUAUUUGUACUGUUAAGUGUUAAAAUAUAAGUGUUUAUUGAGCAGUUAUCAUUGCGGACUGUACUCUCCAAAUUUUUUGUAAAUAAUCUGAAAUCACAUUGGUUUAAUUCUGAGCUAUGAAUAGUUGUUUUUCUAUCUUCAGACCGUACGUACGCCUAAAAGUUUAUAGCUGCGCGCAUAAAUGAUAAGACAUGCGAGUUUAAAACUACCUAUCUUAGUAAGUACUUGGCGCGGUCAGCGAAAGUACAUCUUUAUAUAUAUAAAACCUGAACGGGUUUUGGUCAUCAGCUGUGCGAAUUUUGCGCUCAUGUUGUAGCAUUUUCUCCCUUGGCACUGCGCCCACACUGCGGUUUUGUUGCUUCGCCUUGUAGGGCUGAUUAUUGCUGAACUUUCAUUAGCGAAUAGUGCUACCUGUGGUGUAUAAACGUGUUGCGUCUUACGAAUUGAAACCCACCGUUCUGUGUCCGGUUCGAAAUGUAAAUUACCGUUUGGAAACAUACAGUACAUGCAGUACGGGCAGCUUUAACAAUCUGUUGUGGAACGUUGAUUGGCUAGCGAAAUUGGAGGCUUCGAGUGCGGUUACCAACAGGCAACAGGAUCUGGUAGCGCGGCAUUACCGAUGCAAGAUAAGCCCCGAUUGCCUCUAUGGCUAGCAGGUCUCACCAUCAGUCUAAGAAGCGUUGCAAUAACUCAUUGUCCUCACCACUCCAUCCUAUACAAAAGAAGCAGCAAUGUGUAUCGAGUUCAUCGUCGUUUGAGGAAUCCUUCGAGGAACGGGAUAGUGGACUGGAAACGUUUAUCAGCGAUGAAUGCAGUAUAGUGGGAGAAACGGUUUGCAGUCCACCGUCCAGAAGAGAUUCUGAGGGGUUCCAGGAUCUCUAUUGCGCCGAAGGGGACCUCCGUGAUAAUCCAGUUGUGAUCAGGAUGGACCGCCACAAACACAGCGGCAGCAAAGUAAGCAGAAAUUCCGGUCGUGGGAGAUCUUCUGCUUCCAAAGAAAAUCGCAGGGAUGUGAUACGAGGCGUGGUGAGCAAAAAGAAGACGAAUUUCGUGACGGGCCAGAGUCUUGCCAAGGCUGUGAAUUCACCAUUAACCGAGUCACCAGAUCCAACUGGAAAAUUUAGAAUCCGUCCGAACGUGUUGGCUCUGAGGAGUCGACCGCGCUUUCAGCCUGAUACCUUUGAUGCCCGUGAAACUGCUUGUCCGUUUUUGGAUAAAGACAAAUGGAACGGCUACCAGCGAACAUCGCACAUUUUUGGAAUGCACCCGGAGCUUGAACCGUACAUGCGGAGUAUGCUGCUGGAAUGGAUGAUGGAGGUUUCUAAAGCACAUACUUUGCAAAGGAAGACGUACCAGAUGGCGCUUGAUUUUGUGGAUCGAUUUUUGUCUUACACCGAGAAUGUUCCCAAAAAUAUUCUGCAGCUACUGGGGGUUUCCUCAUUAAGUAUUGCCGCCAAAAUCGAGGAAAUUUUCCCGCCAAAAUUGUCCGAAAUGGCUUACGUGACCGACGAAGCACACGAUGCCAGCGAUAUCAAAGCCAUGGAAAGAAUUAUCCUUAAUGUACUUGGAACUGCUUUUAUGCCCGUAACGGUUUGUGAGUGGGCCGGUAUUUUUCUGUUCGGUGAUACAAGAGGUUCCGAGGCACAAAAUCAACCUCAAACACCUAAGAUGUCUUUGGACGAGCCAUCUUUAGAAAAAUAUGCAAGAGUGUGCAGGCUCGCAGAUCUCGCAAUGCUGGACCACAAUUGUUGUAAUUAUUCGUACCGGCAGAUUGCAGCAGCUGCAAUUUAUUCAGUCAAUAUCGACGAAAAGAUUCUUCAAGCUAUGGAGGAAUCUUUUGCGGCGGAAAUAGAUUCUAUUAUCGCAUGCAUUCAGUGGAUGAAGCCCUAUACGGAUAUUGAAGACUGCCUACCUCCUCCAAGUGCGGCAUUUGCAUCCCGAUCUUUUGAGCCCGAUUUUAGCUGGCCACAUCUUCAGAGUCACGACUUUGAUCUCGAAAUCUUUUUGCGAGCGUUGAACACACAGCAGCAGUUUAGGAGCCCUCUUAGUGAGCAAAACGAAAACUUGGAGCAGCUCAGCCUGAUCGACUGGGAGGAUGUGGACGAAGAAGUGGUUGUAACGUCUAUUCUAACUCCACAGCGAGCUCACCUCAGCAGUGCUUUCUAUACUCCACCUGACAGUCAAGCAAAGUCUCGCCGUCGUUAUGAGUAAUUUGGUUUUGGAUUUUGCUCAGCUAACGAAUAUUUCCAGGGUUUUAAAAGUCUCCUGUGAACAUUAAGUAUUGUCGUACCUGCCUCGCUACGAUAUUGUAGUCACAUGUUGUUUUUGCACAUUUUAGCUCUCAGCUUUUGUAUACAGGAUGGUUUUUGAGUGGUUAUUUAUUUCUUUUUGGUUUAUAUUUCCUGUUUUUGUUGUGUAUAUUGCAAGCGGAAGUGAUCGUUUGUUGCUCAAAGCAUUUUUUCCUAGUUUUACCGGGAGGGUCACGUACAGACUCUGUACGAAAUGCGGUGGACUCAAGUUGCAGUAAAUAUUCUGGGAAUGAUUUUUUGCACCUGAUAAUAUGUAAUUUUUUGCACCUGUUAAUUAUCUAAUAAUUC
This is a messenger RNA of Paramacrobiotus metropolitanus, 3498 nucleotides long. Its product is annotated as G1/S-specific cyclin-E1-like. Lineage: Eukaryota; Metazoa; Tardigrada; Eutardigrada; Parachela; Macrobiotidae. Gene Ontology annotation, biological process: regulation of cyclin-dependent protein serine/threonine kinase activity; G1/S transition of mitotic cell cycle. The record is from RefSeq and is a predicted model, not a curated record. Gene Ontology annotation, cellular component: centrosome; cyclin E1-CDK2 complex; cytoplasm. Gene Ontology annotation, molecular function: cyclin-dependent protein serine/threonine kinase regulator activity. Bases 1547 to 3112 code for a protein of 521 amino acids. The transcript has 9 exons.